AUGGCGGGCCUACUCUUUCGCUCCCUCCUCCUCGCAGCGCUCUGCCUCGCCCUCGCACUCAGCCAAAGCCUCCUCGCCAUGGCGGACUCCGCCAGUCCAGCCAGCGCCGCGCCUCCUCUUCGCCGCGUUCCCACAUGGCCUGAAGAGGCCAUGUCCCCACCGCAGGUCUGGCUCCAGGACCAGAUGUGCCCCCUAAGCACCGCUCCACCCGCCGGAUCUCAUCGACAGGCCCAUCCAGACCCUGCUGCUGACUCUACUGGCCGUACUGCUAGGAAAGCUUUGGGAGAGGCCAUGCGCCCCCCUCCUAGUGGCCUGGGUCCGCAGGAGGCGCACCGCUUCGAGGGGCCCACGUUCGCCUCCUCCUACCUCCAUGGCCCGACCAUCAGGUGGGCUUUGGAGAGCCAGAGCAACGGAGGGGAUCCACGAGAUCGGGAGGCUCACCCUGUCCGUCUUCCAAUCGGGGGCAUGGGUCAGCGUCGUCUUCUUGAGCAUGUGCACCAGCAACUCGCCGACAGAGUUCUUGAUGCGGCUCAAGAUCCCCCUCCCGCCGAACUUCAGCCUCCGACUGCUGUUGAGCACAGCCAGCUUCCUCAACAACAGCUUCAACAGACUUCGGCGCCAGCCUUCGUGGCGUCAGGAGUCUACUGGCCUAGCAAGGAAUAUACCUUUUCAGUAAAGGUGAUCAUAAUACAGGAUGCGAUGCGUGUUUAA
Molecule: messenger RNA, 711 nt
Organism: Miscanthus lutarioriparius
Lineage: Eukaryota; Viridiplantae; Streptophyta; Magnoliopsida; Poales; Poaceae
Source: the annotation of a GenBank genome assembly